Molecule: messenger RNA, 1489 nt
Organism: Solanum verrucosum
Lineage: Eukaryota; Viridiplantae; Streptophyta; Magnoliopsida; Solanales; Solanaceae
Product: delta(8)-fatty-acid desaturase-like
Exons: 2
Coding region: 169-1488 (439 amino acids)
Biological process (GO): lipid metabolic process
Cellular component (GO): membrane
Molecular function (GO): oxidoreductase activity, acting on paired donors, with oxidation of a pair of donors resulting in the reduction of molecular oxygen to two molecules of water
Source: RefSeq, a predicted model, not a curated record
UCUUUAGGGUUGCUCUAAUCAGCCCCCCCAAAAAAAACCAACCCUUUUUUCCUACGUUACAUUAUUGUUUAAUCAUAUUAUAAAGGGGUUGGUUUUUGUUCUUGAUUGUUAGAUCUUAUUAAUUAAUUAAUAAUCGUUUGUUUUAAUUUUAAUUUUAAUUUAUUCAUCAUGAGUGAUGAUAAAAAGUACAUUACAUCGGAGGAAUUGAAGAAACAUGACAAACAAGAUGAUUUAUGGAUUUCAAUUCAAGGAAAAUGUUACAAUGUUACAGAUUGGGUGAAAGAUCAUCCAGGUGGCGAUAUUCCGAUUCGUAGUUUGGCUGGACAAGAAGCUACUGAUGCAUUCAUUGCUUUUCAUCCAGGUACUGCUUGGAAAUAUCUUGACAAGUUUUUCACCGGAUAUCAUCUAAAAGAUUACGAGGUAACAGAGGUGUCUAAAGAUUACAGGAAACUCUGUUCUGAAUUUUCGAAAGCAGGGAUGUUUGAAAAAAAGGGGCAUGGGGUGAUUUAUUCCUUCUGUUUUGUGACAUUGUUAAUGUCAUUGAGUUUCUGUGGUGUUUUGUUGAGCCAAAAUUUCUUGGUUCAUAUGCUUUCUGCUGCAUUAUUGGGAUUAGCUUGGAUGCAAAUAUCUUAUUUGGGACAUGAUUCGGGUCAUUACGUGAUGAUGACAAAUCGGGGAUUCAACAAAUUGGCACAGAUUCUUACAGGAAAUUGUCUUACUGGGAUAAGUAUUGCUUGGUGGAAAUGGACACAUAACGCUCAUCAUGUCGCGUGUAAUAGCCUUGAUCACGACCCUGAUCUACAACAUUUGCCAGUGUUUGCAGUUUCUACAAAGUUUUUCAAAUCAUUGAACUCUAGUUUUUAUGGAAGAGAGCUGACUUUUGAUUCAGUUGCAAAAUUCUUUGUGAGUUAUCAACAUUUUACGUAUUACCCUAUAAUGUGCGUAGCAAGAGUGAAUCUCUUUGUUCAAACAUUCUUGUUAUUGUUUUCGACAAGGAAAGUACCAGACAGAGCUUUGAACAUAUUGGGAAUACUUGUUUUCUGGACUUGGUUUCCUCUUCUUGUUAGUACAUUACCUAAUUGGACUGAGAGGUUCUUGUUUGUGCUUUUAAGUUUCUGUGUUACAUCACUACAACAUAUUCAAUUCACUCUUAAUCAUUUCGCGGCUGAUGUAUACGUUGGACAGCCAGAAGGGAACGAUUGGUUUGAGAAACAAACAAGUGGUACUAUCGAUAUCGCGUGUGUUUCAUGGAUGGAUUGGUUCUAUGGAGGAUUACAAUUUCAACUUGAACAUCAUUUGUUUCCAAGGUUGCCUAGAUGCCAUUUGAGGAAAGUGUCACCAAUUGUACAAGAUUUGUGCAAAAAACAUAAGUUGCCAUAUAGGAGUUUGUCAUUUUAUGAGGCUAAUGUUUGGACAUUAAGGACUUUAAAGACAGCAGCAAUGCAAGCCAGGGGUCUUCUUUGGGAAGCUGUUAAUACUCAUGGUUAAU